Thlaspi arvense is the source of this 3329-nucleotide messenger RNA. NCBI's taxonomy places the organism in Eukaryota, Viridiplantae, Streptophyta, Magnoliopsida, Brassicales, Brassicaceae. The record is from the annotation of a GenBank genome assembly.
AAAAAAUAUAACUUUUCAAAAUGCAAUUGACAUUUAUUCAGAUUGUUAUUAUAUAUAUAUGAGGUUAUUGGGUGGUCAAGCCCAUUAAAGGAAUUGUAAAAGAAUGGGCUUGAUUUGAUGGCCAAGGUCGCUGCCCCGCCAAGUCUGCAAAUUUCGUCCUUGGCUUGCUCAACAACGCCGAGAGGUAUUUGAAACAAUCCAACAUGUAUAUGAGAAAGAAAAAAAAGAAACCUUUCUGCGAACGAGCAACCGUUGACUCUUGGUCAAACUGUUUUUCAGGUGAAAGGCUUGGACGUAGAUGCUCUCUUCAUAUCUCACAUCCAAGUGAACCAAGCACAGAAGCAGAGGCGUAGGACUUACCGUGCUUAUGGAAGAAUCAACCCUUACAUGUCAAACCCAUGCCACAUUGAGCUAAUCUUGUCGGAGAAGGAGGAGUCAGUGAAGAGAGAAGUGAUGGUCACCGGCUCGCCCGAAAUCUCCAUUAAAGGUGGGACAUUUGUGUCGCAUUUCGGAGGAAACUCGCUUGAGACUUAACUCCGGGACCUACCUUCGAUGGCUGGUGGGUUAACCCCAUCUUCUUCAACCUCUGGGAUUUUCUUCCAAGGAGAUGAUGAAUCCCAAGGCUUCAUGAACUCUCACUUCACUUCCUCUUACGGGAACUCAUCCAACUCUGUCCCUGGAUGUGGACCUGGGUAUCACCACAAUCUCAGUAUGGUCUCUGGGGAGAUGCACAACCCGGCUAUGAUGAGCGUCUCGACCCCUGGUCCAAGCGCCGGAGCUAGUUCGAUGGUCACAGAUGCUAACUCAGGUCUCUCUGGAGGCGGUCCUCAUCUGCAGCGAAGCGCUAGCAUCAACAACGAGUCGUAUAUGCGUUUGCCUGCGUCCCCUAUGUCCUUCUCCUCUAACAACAUCAGCAUCUCUGGGUCAUCUGUUGCUGACGGGUCCACCGUCGUGCAGCGUGGCUCCCUCCAUGACCCGAGUGUCCAGCGAGGAGGCUCAAGUGCUACAUCGCUGCCCACGUCGCAGAGUAAUCAGAUACCGCUUUCUAUGGGUCGUCGUGCCUCUGAGUCUUUCUUUCAGGACCCGAACAAUCUAACGCAGGCGCGGAAAAAGCCUCGACUAGAUUCAAAACAGGACGAUGCUCUGCAGCAGCAGAUUUUACGCCAGUGGCUUCAGAGACAGGAGAUGUUGCAGCAGCAGCAGCAACAACAACAACAGCAAGGACAGAACCCACAGUUUCAGAUUAUGCUUCAGCAACAAAAGCUGAGGCAACAGCAACAAUACAUCCAGUCCCUCCCACCAUUGCAGCGGGUUCAGCUGCAGCAGCAGCAACAGGUGCAGCAACAGCAACAGUUGCAGCAGCAGCAGCAGCAGCUGUUGCAACAGCAAGGAAUGCAGAUGCAGAUAUCUGGUGGACCACGACCUUACGAAAACAGCGUCUGUGCUCGGAGAUUAAUGCAGUACCUAUAUCAUCAGCGUCAAAGGCCUUCUGAGAGCAGUAUUGUUUACUGGAGGAAAUUUGUGACGGAGUAUUUCUCUCCCCGGGCAAAGAAAAGAUGGUGUCUCUCUCAUUACGAUAAUGUGGGGAAUAGCGCACUUGGUGUUUCUCCUCAGGCAGCCACGGAUGAAUGGCACUGUGAUCUUUGUGGUUCUAAAUCGGGAAGAGGUUUUGAAGCAACUUUUGAUAUCUUGCCCAGGCUUAACGAAAUCAAAUUUGCAAGCGGUGUCCUUGACGAGCUUCUUUAUCUGGGAGUGCCGUCUGAGCGCAGAUUUGCCUCUGGAAUUAUGAUGUUAGAGUAUGCAAAAGCAGUUCAGGAGAGUGUGUAUGAACAGAUCCGUGUUGUUCGUGAAGGCCACCUUCGGAUAAUAUUCUCUCAAGAGCUUAAGAUUCUCUCAUGGGAGUUCUGUACUCGUCGACAUGAAGAGCUACUUCCUCGCCGCGUUAUAGCCCCACAGGUGAACCAAUUGCUUCAGGUUGCUGAGAAAUGCCAGAGCACAAUCGAUCAAAGUGGAUCAGAUGGGAUUCAUCAGCAGGAUUUGCAAGCCAAUAGCAACAUGGUCAUGGCUGCUGGACGUCAACUAGCCAAAAGCUUGGAAUCACACUCACUCAACGACUUGGGCUUCUCCAAACGAUAUGUUCGAAGUUUGCAGAUUUCUGAAGUUGUCAGCAGCAUGAAAGAUAUGAUUGACUUCUGUCGUGACCAAAAAGUUGGUCCAAUAGAGGCUUUGAAGAGCUAUCCAUAUCAAAUGAAGACAGGUAAAAUGCAGAUGCAGGAGAUGGAGCAACUAGCAAAUGCUGCUCGAGGGCUUCCACCUGAUAGGAACAGUCUCAACAAGCUAAUGGCCAUGCGCAAUUCCGGGAUUAACAUACCGAUGAACAGUAUAAGCGGUCAAGGAUCACUAAAUGGCUCUGCACAAGCCGCCGCCUUUGCGCUUACCAACUACCAGACGAUGCUAAUGAAACAGAACCAUCUGAAUUCAGAGCCGAACAACGCCACAAUCCAACAAGAACCAUCAAGGAACCCGAUCCCAUCCCCGAGCUAUCAAGGAGCUAGUCCUCUGUUGCCUGGUUUCGUGCAGAGCCCAUCAAUCAGCGGUGUCUCUUCCCAUCCGUCUCCUCAGCGACAAAUGCCAAGCUCCAGUUAUAAUAGCUCACCCCAGCAAUACCACCAACAACCACCUUCCUGUAGUAGCAGUAACCAAACAUUGGAACAACAGUAUAUUCACCAGAUAUGGCAACAGAUGGCAAACAGCAAUGGAGGUUCCGGGCAACAACAACAACAGUCACUUUCUGGUCAGAACAUGAAUUGCAAUGUCAACAUGGGAAGAAACAGAGCAGAUUAUGGGCUCACAGCGGAAACACCAAGCACCUCCAACAGAUUCAGGGGCAUGAAGGGGUUAGAUCAGAGCCAAAACCAGGAAGGGAUGGUCUCUAACACAUCUCUCAGCUUUGCGAAUAACGGGUUUUUUGGCAGUGAGGUUGAUGAAAGCAUGGGAUAUUCUUGGAAGGCAUGAUGAAUGAGGUCUUUUGGGAUUUGAUAGAUAGUCGUCGUUCCAAAACGUUGUCUUUUUGUACAGAAUAAGUACUAAAGACUAGAGAGCACUCUUAAUUAGCUGUAUGAAUCUCAUGAGGUGGUUCAUCAAUGUUAACUUGUCAACACUGUGUUGUGGUUGUUCUGCUUUUAGAUUAAGCUUCAGUUUUUUUUUUUGUCAUCAAGGUUUCUGGAAAAUCUUGUCUAAUUCUGCAAAAGAAACCGUUGAACUCAUCCACUAUCAAUCAAUAUUGUUAUUACUUUUUAAUUUUUUAGAAAUGAGUUUUUUUUUGGUUC